GAAAGAGCCCUUCAACAAUACUCCUAAACAACAGAGGGACACAGACUUGGGAAGGAAGAGACUGUAGCUGAAAUAUGGCUCAGAGUGACUUCCUCUACCCAGAAAACCCAAGGAGGCGGCAGGAAGUGAACCGCCUUCACCAGCAGCUUCUAGACUGCUUGUCUGACAGCUUCCAGGUCACCAACAAGCUGACCGGGGUUCUGAACACCCACUUGGGCUGUACGCUGGCCUUCAUUGAGAUGAAAAGAGAUGGAACUAUUAAAGAAAACUGUGACAUCAUCAUUCAAGCUGUGAUACAGAUCCAAAAGGAACUGCAGAAGGUUGAUGAGGCACUGAAAGAGAAACUGGAGCCAACCCUUUACAGAAAACUUCAGGACAUCAAGGAACGGGAGACAGAGAAGAUCGCAAUCGUGCAAAAGGUCAUUUCUGUCAUCCUGGGAGAAGCUACAACUGCAGCCAGUGCAGUGGCUGUUAAACUCGUGGGCUCCAAUGUCACCACUGGCAUAAUUAACAAGCUGGUCACCGUGCUAGCUCACAUCGGGACUUCCCUCCUUGGUAGCAUCGGCGUUGCCGUGCUUGGUCUUGGCAUAGAUAUGAUCAUUCGUGCCAUCUUGGGAGCAGUGGAGAGGACGCAGCUUCAAGCAGCCAUCAAAAGCUACGAGAAGCAUCUGGUGGAGUUCAAGGCAGCUUCGGAAAGGUACCAUCACGCCAUCACUGAGGUCACCAGUGCCGUGAAACGCCAGAUAAGAUGAAGUCAUGGAUCCACCACUGGGAUAGUUCUGUGCUUCCCUCUGCAUCUCAAGGCUUAUUUCUUUAACUAGUUUCAUUUUCCAUAUGCCUCCGAUGUGGACAGCGAUAGAGUAAAAAAUUGGGAAUGCUUGGGUUCUAUGACAACAGCGAGUGCCCACAUUGGUUGUACUAGACCCUGAAGGGCUGAGUCUCUAUCUGGGAGUUUUCUCCCCUGCUGUCAGAACCUUGUGUUAUAAAUGCAUCACAGAGCAGCAGGUAUAGACUACUGUUUCCUUGUUCCCACUCAAUGUCCUCAAACAUCCCAUAUAAAUGCAGAGGAAUUCCUAUCGCCUGUUCCAAACAUCCCUUAGGUCUAAUGAGACAUACUCAUCUGGCUAGAUACACACUUACAGCCUUCAAGUUAACUAGAAAUACUUCCACAUUUUUACCCCUAGAUUAAAUCCAACUGUCUGUAACCUGGAAACGACUGCAACCAACAACAUUUUCCCCAAGAAUGAAAGGAGGCAAUGGAUCUGUAAGCUUCUACUAAUUACAAAGUGUGACUGGAUAGAUUUGGAAAAAGAUAAAAUAAUAAAACUUGUUUCUAUAAUGCAACUAAUAUUGACCAACUGUUCCUAUCACUUAGGCCGUGGGACACUCUAGAACAUUUUCAAAAGCAAACAAGAAAUAAAGCCCAGCUAUCCACGCAUAAAAUAUAUUAGGGUGAGGAAGAGGACGCAGUGGCCUUUCGGGUUUGUCAUUUACCCCCAGAUUUCAGGAAAAGCCAGAGGCUAUGGAGGCCUGCUGAUACAACUUCAGUUCUGUAGAUACAGCAUUUGUUUUCUAAAUCCUUCAACUAACAAUUCCCAUUGGCCCA
Molecule: messenger RNA, 1606 nt
Organism: Peromyscus maniculatus bairdii (prairie deer mouse)
Lineage: Eukaryota; Metazoa; Chordata; Mammalia; Rodentia; Cricetidae
Gene: Smco3
Product: single-pass membrane protein with coiled-coil domains 3
Source: RefSeq, a predicted model, not a curated record